This is a messenger RNA of Drosophila erecta, 748 nucleotides long. RefSeq lists its product as uncharacterized. The record is from RefSeq and is a predicted model, not a curated record. The transcript has a single exon. Bases 65 to 676 code for a protein of 203 amino acids. Lineage: Eukaryota; Metazoa; Arthropoda; Insecta; Diptera; Drosophilidae.
UCUAAAAGUUUGACAAGCAUUUUUUUGGUAAUAGUUAAAAAACAGAACAUAUAAAGGGGGUAACAUGGAUAACCUGGCUGUGGGCCUGGCGGCCUUCUUCCAGCUGAUGGGCUGCUACUUCUUCUUCGCUCAGCCGCAGGAUCGCUGCUCGGCGGCUCCAGAUUUGGCCAGCUGGCUGUUCCUGGCUGCCACGUUGUGUUUCCUGUGGGACACCAGCAUCUAUCCUCGACGAUUUAUGCACAUGGCCCGCUUCUGGCGUAUUCUGAUCGAGAUUGUGGCGUCCAUUUUCCUGGCCGAGGUGGGCACCGUCAUAAUUUGGUGUGGCCUGGAAAGGUUUCUGUACAGCCUGACGAACGAGCUCCUGAAUUUGAUGCAGUGUAGCUGUCAGCCCUCGCCGUAUGUAUAUUGGCUUUCAGGACUAAUUACCUGCUUGGUUAGCGGAUCAGUGCUCUGGUAUGUCCUCGAAGCCACCGACGGCAUGUACUAUAUAAGGAAGUUCUCCCGCAAACUGCGAACCACCAUGGGCGUGUCCUGGCGGAUGUUCCGCUGCUAUAUGAGAUUGAACACGAAGGCUAAGCGUCGGGCAUUAAAGAUAUGCCAAUUAACCAGGAAAAUGCGCCACUGCCGCAAGGCAUCUGCUAAAUAUUCUGAAUCGGAGGACGAUUGCUGUGACUAAUCCUUUUGUAUCCUUUUGGCUACUGUGCUGACCAUGCAAAUUUUGUAUUCUUUCCUAGAACUAUCACUUGUG